Molecule: messenger RNA, 6347 nt
Organism: Oncorhynchus keta (chum salmon)
Lineage: Eukaryota; Metazoa; Chordata; Actinopteri; Salmoniformes; Salmonidae
Product: glutamate receptor ionotropic, kainate 5-like
Exons: 21
Coding region: 567-3782 (1071 amino acids)
Biological process (GO): synaptic transmission, glutamatergic; modulation of chemical synaptic transmission; monoatomic ion transport
Cellular component (GO): plasma membrane; presynaptic membrane; postsynaptic membrane
Molecular function (GO): transmitter-gated monoatomic ion channel activity involved in regulation of postsynaptic membrane potential; kainate selective glutamate receptor activity
Source: RefSeq, a predicted model, not a curated record
UACUAUUGAGCAAGGAAAAAGCGAGAGAGAGAGAGAGAGAGAGGGUGAGUUAGUAAAUGCUGUUUACAGUCGAGUAUCAUGGAAUCACAGCAAAGUCCACUGGUAGCAGGGAUAAAGAAAACCUUGAACUAACCAAUGAAUUAAGGAGAAUAAGAGAACAGACACUACGGAGAGAAAAGAGAAGUGAGUCUGGUCUUUCAUCCUCUUAUCUGGGCAUCAGACGGAGGAGAGGAAUCCAGAGAGAGGGGGAACGGAUGAUAACGGGGUGCUCAUUCCUGUUUAACACCAUUCUACCCGGAACAGACUGCAACAUAUGGCCGGCAUCGUCAUUGGGACUGCUGCGUUACAUUGGGAUUGUGUAAAUGGUAUACACGUGCCAGUGUGUGUGUCUGUGAGCUGAUAAUAGCUACCCUAUUGGUAUUCUGAGGAGGGAGCUCCAGGAUCUCUCUCUGCUCCUACCCAGGAUGGCAUCACAGAGACGGGAUUGUGCUCGCCUGUGGAGAGGCCACUGGAAUAGGUGGCAAGCAGGCAGCCAGCAGACCGUUCUCCAUGAGGAGCAGUAGAAGAUGCCGGCUCUGCCAGCGCUGCUGCUGUCGAUACACUUCUCCUCCUUCUUGCUAGUUACCAUGGCACCACGCUCCGGAAGCCAGGCCACCCUGCUCUCCUCCGUCCGGAUGGCUGCGAUCCUGGAUGACCAGUCAGUGUGUGGGCGUGGGGAGCGGUUGGCUCUGGCCCUGGCCAGGGAGAACAUCAACAGUGUGAUGGAGGGAGGGGCUAGAGCCCGUGUGGAGGUGGACAUAUUCGAACUGCUGAGGGACUCCCAGUAUGAGACCACUGACACCAUGUGCCAGAUUCUACCUAAAGGAGUGGUGUCUGUGAUAGGCCCUGCCAACAGCCCUGCUUCUGGCUCUACUGUCAGUCAUAUAUGUGGAGAGAAGGAGAUCCCACAUGUAAAGAUAGGUCCAGAGGAGACUCCCAGGUUGCCCUACCUGCGUUUUGCCUCGGUCAGUCUGUACCCUAGCAACGAGGACCUGAGCCUGGCCGUGGCAGCCAUCCUGCGAUCCUUCAGCUACCCCUCAGCCAGCCUGGUCUGCGCCAAGGCCGAGUGCCUUCUGCGAUUGGAGGAGCUAGUGCGGCGCUUCCUGAUCUCCAGGGAGACCCUGUCAAUCAGGAUGCUGGAUGACAGCCUGGAUCCCACCCCUCUGCUGAAGGAGAUACGAGACGACAAGGUGGCCACCAUCAUCAUCGACGCCAACGCCUCCAUCUCCUACCUCAUCCUUAAAAAGGCGUCAGAGUUGGGGAUGACAUCAGCGUUUUACAAGUACAUCCUCACCACCAUGGACUUCCCCCUGCUGAGGCUGGAUGACAUAGUCAAUGACCAGUCCAACAUCAUAGGGUUCUCCAUGUUCAACACCACCCAUCCAUUCUACCUGGAGUUCAUCAGGAGUCUCAACCUGUCCUGGAGGGAGGGCUGUGAUCUCAUCUACCCCGGGCCUGCGUUGUCGUCAGCCUUGAUGUUUGACGCGGUGCACGUUGUGGUGGGGGCGGUGAGGGAGCUCAACAGGAGUCAGGAGAUUGGAGUCAAACCUCUCAGCUGCACCUCUCCUCAGAUUUGGCAACACGGCACCAGCCUCAUGAACUACCUACGCAUGGUGGAGUAUGAUGGUCUGACAGGCCAUGUGGAGUUCAACAGUAAAGGACAGAGAACCAACUACACACUGAGGAUUCUGGAGAAACAGCGCAGGGGUCACAGAGAGAUUGGUAUCUGGUACUCCAACAACACACUGGCUAUGAACGCCACCAGUCUGGACAUCAACGUCUCGGAAACACUGGCCAACAAGACCCUCAUCGUCACCACCAUACUGGAGAGCCCCUAUGUGAUGCGUAAGGGGAACUACCAGGAGUACCAGGGGAAUGACCAGUACGAGGGCUUCUGUGUGGACAUGUUGAGAGAGCUGGCAGACAUCUUGAAGUGCUCCUUCAGGAUGAAACUGGUGGAUGAUGGGCUGUAUGGAGCGCCUGAACCCAACGGGUCCUGGACCGGCAUGGUGGGAGAGCUCAUCAACAGGAAAGCAGACUUGGCAGUAGCAGGCUUCACCAUCACGUCUGAGAGGGAGAAAGUCAUAGACUUCUCCAAGCCCUUCAUGACGCUAGGAAUCAGCAUCUUGUACAGAGUCCACCUGGGGAGGAAGCCGGGGUAUUUCUCCUUCCUGGACCCCUUCUCUCCGGCUGUUUGGCUCUUCAUGCUGCUCGCCUACCUGGCUGUCAGCUGUGUGCUCUUCCUGGCUGCAAGGUUGAGUCCCUAUGAGUGGUACAACCCCCACCCGUGUCUGCAGGGGCACAAGGACAUGCUGGAGAACCAGUACACCCUAGGGAACAGCCUGUGGUUCCCUGUUGGAGGCUUCAUGCAGCAGGGCUCUGAGAUCAUGCCCCGUGCCCUGUCCACACGCUGCGUCUCAGGGGUCUGGUGGAUGUUUACUCUGAUCAUCAUCUCCUCCUACACGGCCAACCUGGCAGCCUUCCUGACCGUCCAGAGGAUGGAGGUGCCCAUCGAGUCUCCUGACGACCUGGCCGACCAGACCAACAUCGAGUAUGGCACUAUCCACGGGGGGAGCACCAUGACUUUCUUCAUGAACUCGCGCUACCAGACAUACCAGCGCAUGUGGAACUACAUGCACUCCAAGCAGCCCAGUGUGUUUGUGAAGAGCACGGAGGAGGGCAUUGCCCGCGUGGUCAACUCUAAAUAUGCCUUCCUCCUGGAGAGCACCAUGAAUGAGUAUUACCGCAAACUCAACUGUAACCUCACCCAGAUUGGUGGUCUGCUGGACACCAAGGGCUACGGCAUCGGCAUGCCACUGGGAUCUCCAUUCAGAGAGGAGAUCACUAUGGCCAUCCUGCACCUGCAGGAGAACAACAGGCUGGAGAUCCUGAAGAGGAGGUGGUGGGAGGGAGGACAGUGCCCUAAAGAAGAGGACCACAGAGCCAAGGGUCUGGGCAUGGAGAACAUUGGGGGUAUCUUCGUGGUGUUGAUCUGUGGCCUCAUCAUCGCUGUGUUCGUGGCCAUCAUGGAGUUUGUGUGGUCGACGCGCUGCUCUUCAGAGACAGACGAGGUACGCCCUCAAUCCUGCCCUCGCCGACACCACAGACCCACCCCAGUGUCUGUCUGUCAGGAGAUGCUCACCGAGUUCCGAAACGCUGUCUCUUGUAAGAAGAGUUCCCGUUCCCGUCGUCGCCGCCCCCUGGGCAACUCUGCGGCCCUCCGCCACCCCACCCGCAUCGCCCUGGGGACCCAGCGGCCACUCCGCCUCGUACGGGAGAUGCGCCUCAGCAACGGCAAGCUCUACAGCGGCUCAGGACCCCUGACUGGUGGAGCAGGGGGGCCAGGAGGGGGUGUAGGGGCUGGUGGAGGUCCCUCAGACAUGGGCCCCGGGCCUCAACGACUCCUGGAGGACCCUCUGGGGGCCAACACCACCCCUCCUCACCCGCCCCAGCCGCAGGCCGCCAUGGCGCUCCCUCGCAGCUGCACGCACGUCAGGAUCUGCCACGAGUGCAGGAGGAUCCAGAGCCUGAGGUCAGGGAUGGGGUCCACGAGGAUCCCCCCCUCAUCUGCACCCUUGCCCCGCCUGCCCCCUCCUCCUCCCCCCUCCUCCUCCAACACAGACAGCGAGGGGGGUGGUGGGUCUAGCCCCCGGCGGCUCCCCCACAGCACCCCUGCACCCUGCCUACCUAUACCACCCCCACAGAGCAGCAUCGACACAGACCUUCUGGGGAAGCAGGACUAAGACUGACGAUCUAGGCGGGGCUGGAGGGUAUAUGUGGGGGCAAGUUAACGGUGACUUAACCGAUGUUUUGAGCUGCUCAGUGACACACUAUUAUGUGACCCUCUGUACAUUGGCCUCCAGGAGGGAACUACAGGGAGAGAAGGAGGGAGAAAGAGAGAGAGAGAAUUAGAGGGCUCAAAGACGUUGUGAGACGUGUGAUGAAGCAAUGGAAAGGAUAUAUUUGCACAGAUGCCAAAAGACACACCCAUACAGAAGGAGAAAGAAGGAGAGACUUCCUUUGCUCUCCAGUGCGCUGCCCAGCUGGGUCUGAUGUUAGCCCAGUCUAUUCACAGAACCAUGCUCCACUAUGUUCUGGCUUUGUGAUUUACCUGAAGAUGGCUGCUCGGUUCUUAUCUUGACUUACCAGUGGACCAAUCAGGACUGAGCUACACUGUAUAAAGUAGUCAGGUAACGCACAUCAUUUGAUGCCAGACCUACUGGUUUCUCUGUUGGUCUCUCUCUGUUCUCCCCGCUCUCUAUCUCCAUCUCUCUAUCUUUCCUUUUCCAUGGUACCACAGACUCACCUAGAGCGUCCAGCUCUUCCUCUCUGGACGGUGACCACUGGAGGAGGAGCCCACAUCAAUCCUGGAGGACCUUUAAUCUAUAGAACAUACAACAACAGAAGACUUUAAAACUGACUCAGAGAAUUAUAUGAUUUUCCAGAUUUUUUUGUUGUUGUCUUUGUCGUUUGGUUACCAUUGUUCUAAGUGGAAGUUACAGAAAAAUAAAGACUAUAUAUGUGACUAAUGUGGUGGAUCACGACACACUAUGAAGACAACACUCCCCUGAGGUUUACUGUGUGGAGGAGGUGUUUUGUCCCUCUGUGGGCCCCGUAGCUGCUUUUGAAACGACAUUGAAGAAAGCAGAUUUGGCUGGAAAUGAGUUGCAACAAAGUCUGAUAUGCAUAAUGUGUGUGUGUGUGUGUGUGCGUGCGUGUGCAUGUGUACGUGUGUGUGUGUGCGUGCGUGCGUGUGCAUGUGUACAUGUGUGUGUGUGUGUGCGUGCGUGCGUGCAUGUGUACGUGUGUGUGUGUGCGUGCGUGCGUGCAUGUGUACGUGUGCGUGCGUGCGUGCGUGCAUGUGUACGUGUGUGUGUGUGCGUGCGUGCGUGCAUGUGUGCGCACACAGAGGUCUGUUCUUACAGUAAGUGAGAGAAACAAAUGAUCAUACCAUUUCCGUGUAAGUAUAUGAUAAUCAGAGGCUUUGCGAUGUGAAAUUACUUGUUAUCCUGGAGAAUACUUGCCAAGCCUUUUCUCCUCUUUACCUCUGUUCAUAGCACAGAGAGAGAGGAAGAGGAGAGAGGAAGAGGAGAGAGAGAAAAAGGAGAGAGCAAUGGAGAGAUGAAGAAGAGAGAGAUGAAGAGGAGUGGGAGAAAGAGAACAAAUAGGAACGCAACAGUGAGGAACAGAGAGAUAAAGGUGGACUGUAUCAGAAUGACAAAUCCCUAAUUGAACUUCUUCCAUCAUGAGAUCUCUCCUGAUCUGGUAAUUCUGGGCAGCAUCUUGCUGGGGUCUUGGCUCUGCUGCCCGGAGGCUGGGACUAAAGCUUCCCUGCUCUACAUCACGUUGAACUGGCUGUUUGCAGCACAGACGCCUGCCAGAGCUCCACACCACCCUGAGCCCUCUCAUUACAGCCUGUGGAGCUUUAGAUCUGGUAAUUAUUCCCCUUUAAUAACUAAUAGCCACACAAUGACUACGGAGGAGACUGAGGUCAUGGUUUAAUGUUAUAAAAGUAUGACUGGGAAUAAUGUUAGGGUUCAAGCCUCUCUGAUGAUUUCUGCUGCCUCUCUCACAUAUACACCACAGAUCAUCUCACACACGCGCACACACGCACACACGCGCACACACGCACACACGCGCACGCACGCACGCACGCACGCACGCACGCACGCACGCACGCACACACACACACACACACACACACACACACACACACACACACACACACACACACACACACACACACACACACACACACACACACACACACACACACACACACACACACACACACACACACACACACACAUAAUUAUCUCUGUGUUCUUCUAUUGAACCCACAGUGCAGCAGUGAGCCAGACACACACAGCUGCAUAGGUCACCACAUUGUCUGUGAUCUCCCUCUAGUCUCAACUCAAUGCUGUGAAACCACUGGAUGGCUUUGUUCCAAUACACUUCAUUGGCCACCUUUCCUCAUCUCCUUUCCUACAUAACAAUUGAUCUUACAGUUUGAUAGACAAUUGAUAGACAGGUGAAAGCACUGGUGCAUCUCUAACCUGUCCUUUCACCUAUGAGUGGUGAAGAAGGAAAGGAGAUAAGAAAAUGAAGACCUUUGAGUAUUGGAACGCACAUCAAUGCCAGGGGGAGGGAAGGAGGGGUAGCCAAAGUGAAUCAGAGGGGUGUCUGUGAGGGGAGAGAGUUUACUCAACAAAAAAAAACAUUGUUUUUGUUUACUUUUCUGUUCUCUCUGUUAUUUUUUCAUAUUUCUAUACUAGUGCUAAAUGGAUUAUUAAAAGAAUGAAGUUGAA